UUUCGCUUACUUGGCCGACGUUUUCCAGUCAGCUGUCGUCACGUGACAGCGGCUUCAGUCACGCUGGCUUCCGCCGGCGCGUGUCUGCUGUGUGCGCGGUGGACCGUCACCACAUCAGCCGAGCCGCCCGAAGCCAUGCAGCUGGAGAUCCAGGUAGCGCUCAACUUCGUCAUCUCCUUCAUGUACAACAAGCUGCCGCGGCGGCGCGUCAACAUCUUCGCCGAGGAGCUGGAGCGGGCGCUGCGCUUCAAGUUCCAGAGCCACUGGUAUCCGGACCGGCCGUUCAAGGGCUCCGCCUACCGCUGCCUGAAGACGGGCGACCCACUCGACCCCGUGCUGGACACGGCGGCGCGCGAGAGCGGCCUGGCCCUGGCCGAGAUCCGCCAGAACCUGCCGGAGGACCUCUGCGUCUGGAUCGACCCGGGCGAGGUCAGCUACCGCGCCGGUGAGAAGGGCGCCGUCAAGCUGCUGUACUCGGAGCCGGCCGCCGAGCGCGUCAGCGAGGACCGCUGCGACCACGAGGUCACCUCCACCUUCAACCCGGAGGCGCAAAGCUUCCGGCCCAUCGAGGCGCUGGCGGCGUCGCUGGGCUCGCUGGCCGUCGCCUCGCCGCCGGCCGGCAGCCCGUUCGGGCCGGCGCAGGCCUCGCCGACCCCGACCUUCCGCGCUGCCAGCCCGGCGCCCGGGUUCGCAGCGCACCGGCCGCGCGCGCCCGUCACCUUCACCACGGCGGCGUUCGCGCAGACCAAGUUCGGCAGCACCAAGCUGAAGAGCAGCGGCAAGCGCGGCAGCCGGAUGAGCCCCACGGAGUUCAGCAACUACAUCAAGCAGCGCGCGCUGCUGCAGCAGCCGCCGGCGCUGUUCGCGCCGUUCGCGCAGCAAGCCCGGCCGCUGUCGCCAGCGCCGCCGCCGGCGCACGAGUUCGCGCCGUUCGCCGGCAAGAUGACCGCCAUGCCCCCGGGCAUGUACGACGCCGACGUGUUUGCGCCGCCGCCGCCGCCGCGCAGCACCGGCGCGACGCAGAGUGGCGCCCUGUUCGCGGCGCUGACACCGGAGAACCAGCAGCUGCUGGAGAGCUUGACGUACGCCUCCAACCCGCACCUGCAGCACUUGCUGGUCGCCAACUAGGCGGCCUGUGGCCGCGUGCGUCCUCUAGUCGUUCAAGCCACUGUGAUCGGUCUCUUUCGUAGUUUGUAGCGGUUAAAUUUUGUGAUAAUGGUAAGUGACGAGCCGUUAGCCGUCGGCCGGGCUGGGGGCACCGCCGGGUGUUUGAGAGCCCUGCCGGUAACAGAGAAUACCGUGCCGGAGGAAGGCCUGGGAGUCCCGCCGCCCACCGCACGCCGGAGUGAGAGUCUGCGGCCGUUCAGACUGGGUUCUCCCUGAGCCGGCAGGACGCCUCCGGCGAGGACCGGACGAUCUCGCCCGGUCAGUCGACCCGACAGGCUCACGUUCUGACGGUGGCAACGCCCCCACCCCAGCGACCUCGGCCCGCCGGGCACGGGGCACGGAGCGGCGUCGAUAUCGGGCGGACUCGACCGCAUCGAGCGACCCCCUGACCUUUCGCCCUCGGACGCGGCGGCGGCUGCGAACUGCGCAGCGUUCCCUGCCUGGGACGCCAUGACCUCGUGUAUGAUGAGCCUGAAGUCAUGAGACCGGCACGUAGGCGGCGUGACGGAAGAAAUGCUUGAGGUCGCGGGUGCGCCUCCGCGAGGCCCUUAAAAGUUUUGUAAGUUUAACAUUGUUAACGUUAAUACCACGUUGCUCUUCACAGAGAUACCAGUUAAGACAUCGUUAUCCGCGGCACUUUGCAUAUAUAUAUAUAUAUAUAUAUAUAUAUAUAUCACAGUAAGAUGUGUAUUGAACUUUGCUGAGUCGCCGUCCAAAGGCCGAUUCAGGUCGCGGAUUUUAGCUCAGGCUGGUUCCCAGUUUGGCGAAUAUCUAAUUCGAUUCUAAUUCGUUGGGGCUGCGGGGCGCAGCCACGUAUGGCGCAGGCUGCCUGCUAUUGGACCCUCAUCACGUCGAGCCCGCGAUAACGCCUGCAGAUAACAGUAAAAAUUCCGGACCGGGAUCUGACAGUUGCCGGCCACUUGCUUGCGGUGGACAUGAUGCACUGAGGACCGCCGGGCCAGUGAAGUUACGCUGGCCAGGCCCGUCCCUGCCCGCCCCAGCGUCCGGUCUGGCCUGUCACACCUCCGUCUUCGUUCAAAAUCCUCCCGUGAGGACGCCGUGUUCGUAAUCUUUCGAAUCUCGCACGGCGGGCGCUGUAGUACGUUGUUGAGCCUAGGUCACAGUGGUCAUGAGAUGGAGGGCUCUUGGAGGACGACCCUGUCGGAAUUCAUACUUGUAACCGCGGAUAGAAGAGGUCUUUGAGCUCAUGCGUGCUGAGGCGGGAGGCGGCAGUGAUAGCCGCCUGCUGAGGCGGGAGGCGGCAGUAACGGCAGCGUGCUGAGGCGGGAGGCGGCAGUGGCUGCUGCCUGCUGAGGCGGGAGGCGGCAGUAACGGCAGCGUGCUGAGGCGGGAGGCGGCAGUGGCUGCUGCCUGAGCUGUCAGGUCACUGGUGGCACUCGACACUCUGUCCAUAUUUGCAGUAUGCUCUCGUUCCUUCAGAAUUGUUAUAAACCGCAAUUUCGUGCAUAAGCGAGGCUCAGGAACAUAAUCGUGAGCGUUCUCAAAGGUGAUGAAGCUUUCGUUAGGUCCCCUCCCCCUACCACCCUUGGCCAAUCGGCGAACACUUAAGAUCUUUGUUCUCCCAUUGUAAGGCUUUAUCACCAGUCAAACGAAAUUUCUCUUUCUCAUCGUGUCAGCUGAAGUGACGAUCCGACCCUCUCCUGAUCCUGGUUCCACCUCUGCCGACUCCCUUUUUGACUCGAGGCUCAUCUUGGUCUGGCUCCUCCCCGACGAACUCCUCUUCGCACUGACUCCUCCUCUGCCGUCCAUCUCGUCAUGCCUGCACCGCCUCUGCCAACUCUUUUGUCCUGCCCCAGCCCUUUCUGACUCUGUCACCCCUGCAUCCGCCUCUGCCCCGUCAUACCACCCGCGCCGUCAUGCUCAGUGGAAGCCGAAACGAUCGUUUCAUCGCGUAGUUGUUACACUCUCACAGGUGUUUAUGCGGUGCGACGGCGGGUGCGUGCACCGCCGUACCCGCUGCAUGGCAGAUCCCGUGGCGUGCAGUGUGGCCUCCGAGAACCGGCGGUGGAGCCCGUGCCACCUCCUGAUUGGUUGGCUCCGUCUAGCCUCCACCCCUAAUCCUGGAUGGUACAAACGUGCGUGGCUCUGCGUGGCCGGUUUGUUGCUGUUGGGCGUGCGAGAGUUUAUUUUCGGCGUUCGUCGUCACUGUUGUCCCUGGAGGCGUUUUGACCUGGUGACCUCUGUCGCGCGGCGGGUUUUGCGCCGCGGCCGCCGCCUCCGUCACUCUAGCCACCUUGCAGGGGCGUUUGGCGGACGGCCGCGGCGCCGACCGACGAACAAAAGAAGGUCAUCUGGCAGCCGGGCUGCCAGAUCGCGUUAUGUCUGGCGAUGGGCCUGCGCUUGUAAAUACGGCGUUGUUUGGUGUGUGCUGUAGUCUGGUCGUGGGGUUCACGAGCACACACACUGGGCGCCGGGGACGGGAAC
Molecule: messenger RNA, 3612 nt
Organism: Pollicipes pollicipes
Lineage: Eukaryota; Metazoa; Arthropoda; Thecostraca; Pollicipedomorpha; Pollicipedidae
Product: protein Tob1
Exons: 2
Coding region: 136-1128 (330 amino acids)
Biological process (GO): regulation of gene expression
Cellular component (GO): nucleus; cytoplasm
Molecular function (GO): transcription corepressor activity
Source: RefSeq, a predicted model, not a curated record